UCUUGGGUUUUCUUGGUUCCCAAACAAUGGAGCUCUCUCCACGGUCCCGGAGGAUCAUCCAAGAAUCCACCGGCAGCUCAUUAUCGGAGCUGCAGCCCUUCAUCAACCUGGACGACCGCAGAAGCCUCCAAGUCCAAGAUGAGAUCUCUACUCUCAAGCAGCAGCAGCUUAACGAUUGCGAGAAGGAACAGAUCUGCCUCCGAGAUGCAAUCCGGGUCCUCCUGGAGUUAGUGGACAACUCUGGCAUGCGCUUGCAACAACUCGAGGAUGGCACGAGCAUGAACGCCACGCAGCUGAGAACGUGCCUCCAGGAAAAGGAGAACAAGGAAAGGGAAAGUGCCGAAAUAGAGGAUGCAGCGAGAGCUAUCAAGAAACAUCUUGAGCCUUUUGAGACGGUACAAAGACUUCAAACGGAACAGCUGGCAAGAUUGUCUGAUCAGCUUGAAUCCUUACAAAGAGAGAACUCAAGCAUAACCAUCGAGCUUCAAAGAGCGGAUCUGGAGGCCGAGGCACUAAGCAAAGAGAUAACGGACCUGCAGAUGCAGCUACCUGAAGAAAGUGACUGCCUCCUACCUAUUGAAAAGAUAAACAUAUCUCCAGCAUCUGAGAGCAAGCAUUCCACAAGUGCUUCUGCUGAAGGGAUGUGAACUCAAGCCUAAGUGAAAGGAAUCCAACCGAGAGGGCACUAUAUAGCGGUGCAGUAGAGAGCCACUUAUACCUCCGUAACAGUACCAUGGUUUUAUACUGAGAAGUGCGACUUGUUCUUUGAGCAGUGUCUUCUAUGCCAUGUGGAGCUCUUCGACAGAUAUUUGAAGAGUGCUAGUGCUUCUUGUAGUGUUUUCUAGAUUCAGCUUCAUUUCUACUUCUUAAGUCUCCGUUUGGAGUAUUUGUUCUUUUACAUUCUUGCAUCCACAGUGAUAAAU
Molecule: messenger RNA, 923 nt
Organism: Phoenix dactylifera (date palm)
Lineage: Eukaryota; Viridiplantae; Streptophyta; Magnoliopsida; Arecales; Arecaceae
Source: RefSeq, a predicted model, not a curated record